AUGUUCAGCGAAGAAUCCGCCGCGAAAGCACAACCGAGCCCCAAAGACACAACUCCGGGCAUCACACUUCCUUACAUGGUCAUGGGAAAAAGUGCAUCAGAGUCCGAGGAUCCAAAAUCUAAUGCACAUCCUCCUCAAUUUCAAUUCCCAGAUCUUGGCGAUUCCAAAAAAUCGGAUAUUUUUAUGGAAGCUACACUUAAAGUUCUCUGCCGCAUGGUCUUUCCGUAUAACGAAGAUAAAAUACGUACUAUUUCCCCAAUUCUCGAUGAAUAUCUAAGCAUCUGGCCUGAAAUCUGCGUCGACAAAAGCAACAUUUAUCGUUCUAAAAUCGAAAAACUUUGUACGUUAGAUUUGAACUUGAUGACAGCUCUUGUUGCGACGCAGGAAAAAAGAGACGAACUUUGGCUGGAAUCUAAUGGUUAUGAGGAUCACAGAGAUGACGAGGAAACUCCCGAAUUCCGAGAGGUGUAUUGCCCUAAUUGUGAUGAGAGUAGCGAGGAAGAUGAGAAUGAAGACCUCUGUCACUGUCCGAUUCAUCCCAACACCGGCACCGAAUACCUCGCUUGUGGGAUAACAACGAAUCCAUGGAAGAAUGGUCCUUUAGAUGGAGACAAGGAGCCUGUCAAAACUACGGCGACCUGUAGUGCCCGUGAGAUGGCGGCGCCUAAGAUUCAUGCGGAUGAGGAUGACUGUGGUUGCCUCUGCGUGACGUGCUGUGCUUCUCGCGGCCUUGACAGUGAUGAUGAUAGUUAUGUCUUUCCUUAG
Molecule: messenger RNA, 765 nt
Organism: Botrytis fragariae
Lineage: Eukaryota; Fungi; Ascomycota; Leotiomycetes; Helotiales; Sclerotiniaceae
Exons: 1
Coding region: 1-765 (254 amino acids)
Source: RefSeq, a predicted model, not a curated record